AAAUUAAUCACUUUCAUUGAGCAAAGAACACAACAAGGACGAGAAAUGGCAGAUUGGGGGCCAGUUUUUGUGGCUGUCAUUCUGUUUGUUUUGCUAACACCUGGGCUGCUUUUCCAGCUUCCUGGAAAUCGAAGGUGCUUGGAGUUCGGCAACUUUCACACCAGCGCUGCUGCUAUCGUCGUUCAUUCUCUUCUCUACUUCGGUCUCAUUUGCGUCUUCUUGCUCGCCAUCAAGGUUCAUCUCUACAUUGGUUAAUCGAGCUUCACCUCUACUUUUGUUCGUUUCUAAUUCUUCCACCAAAUGCAUAGUCACUUCAACUUUGU
Molecule: messenger RNA, 323 nt
Organism: Cucurbita moschata (crookneck pumpkin)
Lineage: Eukaryota; Viridiplantae; Streptophyta; Magnoliopsida; Cucurbitales; Cucurbitaceae
Exons: 1
Coding region: 46-255 (69 amino acids)
Source: RefSeq, a predicted model, not a curated record